Messenger RNA from Varanus komodoensis (Komodo dragon), 1088 nucleotides. Its product is annotated as cytochrome P450 2D17-like. The record is from RefSeq and is a predicted model, not a curated record. Gene Ontology annotation, biological process: xenobiotic metabolic process; arachidonate metabolic process. The annotation marks the transcript as partial. The transcript has 8 exons. Gene Ontology annotation, cellular component: cytoplasm; intracellular membrane-bounded organelle. Lineage: Eukaryota; Metazoa; Chordata; Lepidosauria; Squamata; Varanidae. Gene Ontology annotation, molecular function: oxidoreductase activity, acting on paired donors, with incorporation or reduction of molecular oxygen, reduced flavin or flavoprotein as one donor, and incorporation of one atom of oxygen; heme binding; iron ion binding.
UGUUCUGUUUAGGUUCCGAAUGGAGUAGAUACAUUAGGAGGACGCACAAUUUGUUCCUUGUUAGCAGUAAAGAUGGAAAAAAAAUUGGACAAGCCAUCUUGUUCCAGGCUGAGUGGACAAAUUAUAUCAUCCUGAAUGGCUACAAGAGUAUAAAGGAGACACUGGGUAAAAAACCUGAGAACUUUGUUGACCGACCAACAGUUCCACUGAUCUCACAAAUGCGCCUUGGAAAGAAGUGUGGAGGCAUAGUCUUUGCGAGAUGCUGUGAUGGCUGGAAGGAUCAGAGGAAAUUUCUUGUCUCCAUCCUGAAAACCCUUGCAGGGAGGAACAGAAUGGUUAAAGAGAAAAUAUCUGAAGAAGCUGAAUAUCUGUGCUAUGAGCUCAGAUCCAAAGAAGGUUCUUUCUUUGACCCGCGGAUCCUAACCGUCAGAGCUGUUAGCAAUGUUGUCUGCGUUCUAACAUUUGGUGAUCGCUUUGAAUACAAUGACAUGAAAUUCAUGAGACUAAUGAAUUUGAUUGAUCAGUUUACGAUGGGAAUAGUCAGCAUCCUGCCCCAGCUCUUGGCAGCAGGGAAAUGGCUGUUCUAUUUUCCGGGACCUCAUCGUAAAGUUCUGCAAUCCUAUGAAGAGCUGUGUGUAUUAAUAAGAGAGAUUGUGAAUGAGCACAGGAAAACCAGAGACCCCAACUUCCCGAGAGAUAUCAUUGAUGCGUAUCUGGAGGAGAUAGAAAAGGCUGAAGGGAAUCCAGACAGCAGCUUUACAGAAGAUAACCUCAUCAAUAUGGUUUUUGACCUGUUUGUGGCUGCCACUGAAACCACUGCUUCAGUUGUACUCUGGGGGCUUCUUAUCCUGGGCAAUUAUCCUGAUGUUCAGCGAAGAGUUCAUGAAGAAAUGGAUAAAGUGGUUGGCAGAGCAAAGUGUCCCAUGAUGGAGGACCAGCAGAACCUGCCUUAUACCAAUGCCGUGAUUCAUGAAAUGCAACGCUUUGCUGAUACUAUGCCUCUAAUGUUAACGAAACAGAACAGUGUGGAUUUUCCAGACCUCAUAGUCAGCGUUUUAGGCAUUCAGUGUGAAGAAAAGUACAUCUGA